AUGACCCGUCCUACGUCUGUCCCGGGCUUCGCGCAAUUCUUCCCUACUGCCCCCAAGGUCAGGGCAGAAGCCGAAGGUCGGGCAGACCGGGAGCGGUCGAAGCCAAAGACUAACGGUGUUGAUACAUUACGAGAGGACAGGCCAGGUUCUUCCACUCUGGACUCUCAACCCAUCAGCCCAGGGCCUCAUUCAUCUGGCCCUGGCAAUAUAUCCUCGGAUGCCCCUCACGGACAGUGUCAGGCUCGCAUCGAUGAGAACGAAUCUCUGCCCGGAGACAUUCCCAGCACAGUCGACUCUACGAGCUCUCAUACCAGCUUAGCAUCUACCGUGUUUAGCGCGCGACAUACCGCGACAGCUGCCUCAUCCCGCCUCCCAACUGCCAGUGCUACCCCACUGGCAUCGGAAGGGUCGUCCCCGUUGUCACUCACCAUUGCACCCUCAAAACAAGAAAUGCCUUCGUCGGGCUCAUCGAGCGAUCACGUCGGAAGACCAACAUCUCAAACUCCCCGUGCCAUCGGUCACAAUGGCGCCGUAUCUGACUAUACCCCCAUAACCGAGCGCAUCCCUGCGCGAGACCCUAUGCCAUCUAUCAAGGGCAUCAAAUGCACAUAUGAUCCCACACUCGAUCGACUACGUAAUAAGGGUACCAACAAGGGCUCAAAGCCAAUAUACAAGGAGUUCGGUUUGGACGAUGACGCUCCCCCUUCGGAUCCUCGCCUGGCAAAGGCGGGCGGUCUAUUGGGAUAUAUCAAUACCGAUUAUUACUUGCCUAAAGCUCGGUUGCGGCCCGCCCCUCAAAACCUACGCCCGUACCCGUAUGAUCCCAAAACAUCCAUUGGCCCUGGACCACCGACCCAGAUUGUUGUGACCAAAUAUAAUCCUCUCGUCCCAUUCAAUAAGGUGACGACCAUCUUCGCCACUUUUGGUGAAAUUGCCGAGAGCAGCAACAAGAUGCACCCUGAAACUGGUAGCUACUUGGGUUUUGCUACGAUCCGCUACCGAGAUUCUCGCUCUGGUCGUCCUAUGGUGUCUGCAAUCGAUGCAGCUCGGCGCGCAGUCCGAGCUCGCGGUAUAAAAGUUGAUGCCGAUAUCGUACGAGUAGAAUAUGAUCCAGAGGGCCGGAAGAGCAAGAGAAUGUUGGAAGAACAUUUGAAACGAGAUCGAGAGAAACAAGCCAAAGAGCGACUUGCAAAGGCUCCGCAGCCAAAGGUUCCUCCCACAGGACCCAAAUCGACGCUUAUACCUGGGAUAGCGAAAGCUCCAUUAACGGCUCCCAAGGGCCCUGCGGCAUCGAGGCCCAGCUCAGUCCCUGCUCUAACGCUCGCACCGAAUCCCUUAAUUGUCCCCUCCCAGCCACGGGGUCAGCUAGUAUUGGAGACGGUGAAUCUUGCAUCAGCACUGGCAAACGACCCCUAUAUCUUCGUUACGAGCGAAAAAGUACCUCUGCUGCCUAGCAUCAUACCUCAUAUGAAGAAGCGAUUGAAAAACUAUGCACUCGAGGAAAUUCGCAUUGACAAGACGGGAUUCUUCGUUGUGUUUCAAAAUUCUUACCAUGGCCGUUCAGAAGCUGAAAGAUGUUAUCGAGCUGUUAAUCACACCGAGUUCUUCAACUAUGACAUGGCCAUGCAGCUCUGCUUACCCCGAGCGAGUCGUCAUGACCGGCACGCGAGCCGCAGUCCAAUAAGACGAGAGCGGACACCUCCUCCUAGGGCCUCAGCAGGGGAGGCUGAACGUCGAAAACGCGAGGAGGAAGCUGAUCUGGAGGAGGAGAAGAAACAGAGAGCAAAGAAUUUUGAUCCCGUGAACGAAGCGGUAGCCGUGGUUCGAGCAGAGAUGAUGGAACAUUUAAUCAGGCACAUUCGUACUCAGCUUGCCGCGCCGGCGCUUGAGGCCUUUCUGGAUCCUGCUAAUCAUGCUGCUAAACGGCGCAAGCUAAAUCUUGAUACCGCAGAGGACGAUGAAGAGAGUGUGGUUCCUGAUGACGGGACCGAGAGCUCAAGGUUCGGCACUCCAACGUCAGGAGCUGACCCCAUCGAAAGAAGAACUGGCCGCUUGGAGCCGAAGGCUCUUCCCCGCAUUCGCAAAUCCAAAGCCAGGGCACAAGCCCAUAGGAGUGUGUUCGUAGAUCCAUUUGCGCGAAAACGCACCGCCGUUCCUCGCAAUGCCUUCAGAUCUCUUCAUCAUCGGCUCAAGAGUCUGGAUAGUGAUAUUGAAUCUGAGGAUGAGACUGAUCUGCGCGCGCUGGUUCGGGAUAGUGAAGAUGUAGAUUCACGACCCCGAAGUCGGAUGAGUACCGACGACGAAGCAUCAAAGGAUGACUUUGGUUGGGGUCCAGGUGAGGACGACUCCAUGACGGAAUUCAGUCUUCCUGUCGGCGAUACAGCUCUAUCUAAGAAGAGGAAGCUCGAGGUUUCAAUCGAGACAGCCUUCAAACGCCAAAAGAAAUCAAACGAAGAACUCUUUGGCGUUAGAAUCAGUCGCAUCGAAAGCGAGUUCAGAGGCCGUGAAGGGACUGAGGACAUCACUCCAGAUGUUGAUAUUACCGAAGCGGAAGAUCAACGGAGUACAAUGUCGCGCUCGCAGACCCCACUUCCUGCCUCUGUCAAGGGGGCGAAGAAAAAGCUUGUAAAGACGAAGAAGAAGUCUAAGAAGCAGCUCUUUGAAGAGAGGGAAGCACUGAAGCAGCAGGAAGCGGCAGCAACCGAGGCGACUGAGGAUGAGGAGCCAAAGGAGGAGCUUCCCGAGACCUUACCUGAAUCCAAGGAAGAAAAGGUGGAACCUCCUGCUACAGAUCUCAGCGCAAAGUUCGAUGAAAAACUAUUCUCAACAGAACCCCUUGUUCCAGCUCUCGACCUUCCAGACGGGUUCAAGCCCGAUUUUGCUGCUCUGCAACAGCUCUCUCUAGGUCCUAAGGAUUCACCUGACAUCAGUAAACUGCGGAAGAAAUUUCCGGCUGCAGAUAUCGGCAAUCCAGAGCUGUGGCUGUGGAAGCGUAACCGUGUUCGCCAACUUAAUUCGACUGAGGGCAGUGUCAACACACCGGUCUCGAUUGGCGGCUACUACGUGCCAAACCCAACGGGAAGUGCAAGGACUGAGGGCGUGAAGAAGAUUCUCAACUCGGAGAAGUCUAAAUAUCUACCGCAUCAUAUCAAGGUACAGAAGGCCAGGGAAGAGCGGGAGAAGCGAGGGAAGGAGACCGCCGUCGACGCCGCCAAAUUGGCUGCGGAGAAACUGUUGACGAAGGGCAACUCCAGGGCCAAUCGUGCAACCAAUCGACGUUAUGUUGCUGAUCUUAACGAUCAAAAGAAGACCUUGGGCCAGGACUCGGACGUAUUCAAGUUCAACCAGCUUAAGAAGCGCAAGAAGCCCGUCAAGUUCGCCCGCUCGGCCAUCCACAACUGGGGUCUUUACGCCAUGGAGAACAUAGCCAAGGAUGACAUGAUUAUUGAAUAUGUUGGCGAAGUUGUCCGCCAGCAGGUUGCCGAGAUUCGUGAGAAACGCUAUCUCAAGAGCGGCAUCGGCAGCAGUUAUCUCUUCCGGAUUGAUGAAGGCACUGUUGUAGAUGCAACCAAGAAGGGAGGCAUAGCACGCUUCAUCAAUCACAGUUGCUCUCCAAACUGCACAGCCAAGAUUAUCAAAGUCGAAGGCAGCAAGCGCAUCGUGAUUUAUGCGCUGCGUGACAUAGCUAUGAAUGAGGAGCUGACCUACGACUACAAAUUCGAGCGAGAGAUUGGAAGUUUAGAUCGCAUUCCCUGCCUCUGCGGGACGCCGGCGUGUAAAGGAUUCCUCAACUAA
Molecule: messenger RNA, 3795 nt
Organism: Clonostachys rhizophaga
Lineage: Eukaryota; Fungi; Ascomycota; Sordariomycetes; Hypocreales; Bionectriaceae
Source: the annotation of a GenBank genome assembly